Molecule: messenger RNA, 1218 nt
Organism: Funneliformis geosporum
Lineage: Eukaryota; Fungi; Glomeromycota; Glomeromycetes; Glomerales; Glomeraceae
Source: the annotation of a GenBank genome assembly
AUGUCGGAAGAGUUUAAGGAUAUUCGAGUUGUUCUCGCCAUUGAUUUUGGAACGACCUGCUCGGGAUACGCGUAUGCAUACGUUGCGAGUCCUGAUAAGAUUAUAGUUAAAGAUAAUUGGGAUGGAAUCGUAGGUCGCCUUAAAUUACCGACCGUUAUAAAAUAUAAUGAUGAUUCCUAUGAUUCUAUCGAAUCGUGGGGCUUUUAUGCAUUAGCUCGUAAACCAUCAAAAAAAGAAAUAGCAAGGCCUAAGUUAUCAAAACCAGUUGAACGGUUUAAAUUACAUUUGUCAAAAUCUUUGAAAGAAAAACCCUUUUUACCUGAUGAUUUGAAUUAUAAAAAAGUCAUCACAGAUUAUAUUAAAAAAUUAUGCGAAUCAAUUAAAGAAACUUUAUCUAUUACUCAAUAUGUGGACUUACACAGUAAUGUGUCGAUUGUCCUUACGGUUCCGGCGGAAUUUGUUGAUAAUGAGAUUGCAAUAAUGCGCGAAUGCGCCUUUCGCGCUGGUUUGCUGAAGGAGAAAUAUAGUAAAAAUCUCCGAUUUACAACGGAACCCGAAGCCGCAGCUAUCUAUUGUUUGAAUUCGAUAGUAAAGGAUAAUUUAAAGCCAGGAGAUUCGUUUAUGGUUGUUGACUGCGGUGGUGGCACAGUAGACAUAACAACACGUGUACUAUUGGAAGACAACGAGCUUAGCGAAAUAACGGUUCAUGAAGGAGAUUAUUGCGGAUCAACUUUCGUAGACCAGGAAUUCCUAAAGUUUAUUGGUAAAAUAACAGGACCAUUCGCAAUUGAACAAAUGAAAGAACUUCAUUAUGCUCAAUUACAAUAUAUCGUACAAGAAUUUUGUAGACUUGCAAAAUUUAAAUUUACGGGAGAAGAAACUGGAUUUGAACCUUUUGAGCUUGAUUUGGAUGAAAUACCAGUAAUAAAGCAAUAUGUAGAAGGAGAAGAAAGUGAAUCAUUAGAAAGUUUGGAAUGGUGUAUUGAAAUUGGUUUUGAAGAAGUAAAAGAGAUGUUUGAUCCAGUAUUAGAAAGAAUCAUAAACUUGAUUAAAGGACAAUUGGAUCAAAUUGAAAACGAUUGCUCGGCUAUGUUCUUAGUUGGAGGAUUUAGCGAAUCUAAAUAUUUACAAGCUAGAAUUAAAAGUGAGUUUCUCGAGGUAUUUCCAAGCAUUUUUGUUCCAAUUCUUCCUAUUACAGCAGUUUUAAAAGGAGGUUAG